CCGCCAGGGGGAGCGCCUGCGCCGGCGGCGGCGGGGCCUCGGCGGGUGCGCUGCGCGGCGGCGGCGGCGGCGGCGGGCUCCCUCCCGCGUCCCACCUCCCCGUCCGCCCGGCCGCCCGCCCCCUCCGCCCCCUCCGGCGCCAUGCGCAGGCUCAGUUCCUGGAGGAAGAUGGCGACGGCCGAGAAGCAGAAGCACGACGGGAGGGUGAAGAUCGGCCACUACAUCCUGGGGGACACGCUGGGCGUGGGCACCUUCGGCAAAGUGAAAGUUGGCAAGCACGAACUGACUGGGCAUAAAGUCGCAGUGAAGAUACUCAACCGACAGAAGAUUCGAAGCCUCGAUGUGGUAGGAAAAAUCCGCAGAGAAAUUCAGAACCUCAAGCUUUUUCGGCAUCCUCAUAUUAUUAAACUGUACCAGGUCAUCAGUACACCAUCUGAUAUUUUCAUGGUGAUGGAGUAUGUCUCGGGAGGAGAGCUAUUUGAUUAUAUCUGUAAAAAUGGAAGGCUGGAUGAAAAAGAAAGCCGGCGGCUGUUCCAACAAAUCCUUUCUGGCGUGGACUAUUGCCACCGGCACAUGGUGGUCCACAGAGACCUGAAACCGGAAAACGUGCUGCUGGAUGCACACAUGAAUGCCAAGAUCGCUGACUUUGGUCUUUCAAACAUGAUGUCAGAUGGUGAAUUCUUAAGAACAAGUUGUGGCUCACCCAACUAUGCUGCACCAGAAGUAAUUUCAGGAAGAUUGUACGCGGGUCCGGAGGUAGACAUAUGGAGCAGUGGGGUCAUUCUCUAUGCCUUGUUAUGCGGAACCCUUCCAUUUGAUGAUGACCACGUGCCAACCCUUUUUAAGAAGAUAUGCGAUGGAAUCUUUUAUACCCCUCAAUAUUUAAACCCUUCAGUGAUUAGCCUAUUGAAACACAUGCUGCAGGUGGAUCCCAUGAAGCGGGCCACCAUCAAAGAUAUCAGGGAACAUGAAUGGUUUAAACAGGACCUUCCAAAGUAUCUCUUUCCUGAGGACCCAUCUUACAGUUCCACCAUGAUAGACGAUGAAGCCCUGAAAGAAGUGUGUGAGAAAUUUGAGUGCUCAGAGGAGGAGGUGCUGAGCUGCCUCUACAGCAGGAACCACCAGGACCCGCUGGCGGUCGCCUACCACCUCAUCAUCGAUAACAGGAGGAUAAUGAACGAGGCCAAAGACUUCUACUUGGCGACAAGCCCACCGGACUCUUUCCUCGAUGACCAUCAUUUGUCUCGGCCCCACCCUGAGAGAGUGCCCUUCCUGGUGGCUGAGACUCCCAGGGCGCGCCACACCCUCGAUGAAUUAAACCCACAGAAAUCCAAACACCAGGGUGUGAGGAAAGCAAAAUGGCACUUGGGAAUUAGAAGUCAAAGUCGACCCAGUGACAUCAUGGCAGAAGUUUGUAGAGCCAUUAAACAACUGGAUUAUGAAUGGAAGGUUGUGAAUCCAUAUUAUUUGCGCGUUCGAAGGAAGAACCCUGUGACAAGUACCUACUCCAAAAUGAGUCUACAGUUAUACCAAGUGGAUAGCAGAACGUAUUUAUUGGAUUUCCGAAGUAUUGAUGAUGAAAUUACUGAAGCCAAAUCAGGGACUGCGACGCCACAGAGAUCGGGAUCCGUUAGCAACUAUCGGUCUUGCCAAAAGAGUGAUUCGGAUGCGGAGGCUCAAGGGAAAUGUACAGAAGCUUCUCUUACCUCAUCUGUGACCUCACUGGACUCUUCUCCUGUUGACUUAACUCCAAGGCCUGGAAGUCACACAAUAGAAUUUUUUGAGAUGUGUGCGAAUUUAAUUAAAAUUCUUGCACAAUAAACUUAAAACUUUGCUUAUUUCUCUGAUAGCAAUAAGCAUGCAUAUUAAAUUAUAGCCAAAUGCUUCCAUUUAUAAUCAAGUUAUACAUAAUUAUAACUGAGGAUUAGCCUUUUGGAAUGCAUUUUGCACAGGGAUUGGAACCUGGUUUAGUUAAAAGCCUAAUGCGCAAAAAAUGAAUUAAGGUAAUUCUGUUCACUGUUUCAGUAGGCAUAUAGCAUCCUAAAAUAUACACAAUGAAUUAUAGGUCUCUCAGGCUCACUUGAUUUUUGGCUCUUUUAUAUUUAGUGUACACAGGGCUUUGCAGAAUAUUAAUUUACCAUAAAGGCCUUCAUUUGUUAUUACAUGUUGUGUUAUAUAUUUGCUUCAUAAAUUUAUUCAAUAAAUAUUUGCCUAGAAUCCCCAGAGAACUUUAUGGGUGAUUUUGUUUUCUGGGCUCCUUAACUUCUUAGGCAGCACGUGUCUUCCAGCAGUAGGGAUGGCAUGGAGGACUCAUCCAUAUACCCCUCCCUAAGUAUUCUAUAGUGGAUGGUGAGUCACAUCGAAGAUUAGAUACAUGCAAGUGUUCUCUUUAGUUUGGUUUAGUCCAAAAACACACACAGAACCAAUAUUUAGAUUUCUAGGCAUUGCGUUUAAUCUUAACAAUUUGUCCCUAUAAUCUGUACAUACAUUGCUUUUUGUCACAAGAGCUGAGUUGCAUAUACUGUGAAUACAUCAUGUUGUUUUUGCCAAUCUUACCAAUUACUUUGUUCCUCCUGUCAGUAUUGAAUGUAUGCAAACACUUCUUGUUAUUCGAUCAUACAUCUUUUAAAUCGAUUCAUUGCACAGAGAGAACACCUCUUACAAACUAUUUAAAGGUUCAGAUGUGACUUUUGCUUCCAGAUUUCAUUAUAAACAUUUGUAUAUGUGUGUCUACCACUUGGAUUCAACACUUGUUAACCUGUUGCCAUAUUUGCUUUAUACUUAAUUGUGUAUAUGGAUAUAGUUAUACAUAUAUUUUUAUAUAUAUGAUAUGCUCUUCCCUGAAACAUUUGGAUGUUGCAGACCUACUCGUUAUCCCUCAACACGUCAAGCAUGUUCUAAAAAUUACUUAAAAAAAUAAUAUUGUCCCUAAAAACCAUAAUCCUGUUAUAAAAAUAAUUCCCUAAUGUCAUUUAAUCAUGCAUUUUUAGAUUUUCCCAGUUGUUCUCCACAUUUCUUUUAUAGCUUGUUAUUUCAAACCAGAUCCAACUAAAGUUUACACAUUGCAUUUGGUAAUGUCCUCUUAGUUAGGUAUAACACUUUCAGUAAAAUAUGGAAAUAAUUGGAUAGUUUUAAAUGGUCACAUUUGUUUUGAAUUUUAAGUUACUUUUAAAAAGGUAAUAUGGGAACUGCCUAAGGAUGCUUAAUCUCCCUAAGAUUUCUGAUUUAUAAUCUUUUUCUUGCUCUUAGCAAUAGUGUUACAUAACAGGUAUAAAUGAAGAUUUAAAGUCACCUCAGAUAAAAUUGCUAUCAUGUGUAUGCUAAUAAAAAAAAUAAAAGUAUUAUCCAUAUUCGCCUUAUACAAUUUUAGCUUCAAGAAAUGGACAUUUUUUCCUAUUAAUCAUUUUUCCAUUGUAAAAGCUUUUUUUUUUUUCUUUCUUUCUCGUUUAAGACUGUUAUUAUAGGGUAUGUUUGUUUUGCCUGUGUGGUUUUUUCUUUGCAAAUACAGUGAGCCCCUGUGUAAUUGGAUAGCAACAUACUCAGAUGUCACGAUGGCUUGCACAGAACUGUAGUUGUUGAUUAUUUGCCUCCAGCAUCCCUAGAAACAUGCACUGAAUCCAAAAGAAAAAUCUUGGCUUCUUUCUGUCCAGGGCUUGUUCUAUUCCAUUUAGAGUCUGAAAGCUGUAUAAUAUGGUAGGAGUUCCUUUUAGGUAUAAGUUCAAAACUGUAUUUUAAAUUGUAUGUGGCCCUCUGUUUAGAAGAUACUGACUUCUGUAGGCUCUCUAAAUGCAGCAUUGUUCCUGAUGUUAGGAACAGAGACUGUAUUUUUAAAGUUACACAGUUGUACAUAGAACUAAGGCAUUGCCGUAAUGUCUCUGUAAGCUGUAUGGGACUUGGGGGGGCGGGGAGACAAAAGGAGGAACCAAUUAAAUAGGAUCUUCUAGAAAUUGUUACUUUUGUACACUUUGCUUCUUUUUAAGUUAUUGUGAUUCCUUUUAGUUACUGAGUUUUGUUUGGAAGAUAUUUAAAUAUUGCACUUGUACAAAUAGUAUGAUAAAUGCAUAGACUGUUGCAGUAAGUUCUUUUUUAAGCUGGGAUAUUUGAAAUGACAGCUUUUCAUUGCGUAUGUAAAGGUUGCAUCAGAAUUUUCACGAGUUUAUUGUCGUUUGCAAAUUCUUACUAAUUGAAGAUGUAAAGGAGUCAAUGCAAAUUAUUUUUAAUCUUUUUUUAUCUUUUCAGCAAUUUAUAUUUUUUGUGAUUUUAUGCAACCAUAUUUUUACUUUGUUUUGACAACUGAAAGAUGUAUAAGGUUUUUUGCCAGAAAUGUACUAUAUACAUAGUUUUAAAUAUAACAGAUUUUACUGAUAUGUAAAAAUUUUGCCAUUAAAAUAAAUGAUUUCUCACCGAGAGGAACUUUUCUACCACGUUGGGGGAUAUGGGAGCUUAAUAUAUCAUAUCUAAUUUAAAAUAAUUUCACUGAAAUAAAAUUCAUUGCUUUUACUUUGA
This is a messenger RNA of Pipistrellus kuhlii (Kuhl's pipistrelle), 4506 nucleotides long. It is a transcript of the gene PRKAA1, whose product is annotated as protein kinase AMP-activated catalytic subunit alpha 1. Gene Ontology annotation, molecular function: AMP-activated protein kinase activity; ATP binding. Gene Ontology annotation, cellular component: cytoplasm. The coding region runs from base 142 to 1821 and encodes 559 amino acids. The transcript has 9 exons. The record is from RefSeq and is a predicted model, not a curated record. Gene Ontology annotation, biological process: intracellular signal transduction; protein phosphorylation. Lineage: Eukaryota; Metazoa; Chordata; Mammalia; Chiroptera; Vespertilionidae.